UGCGUGUAGUUGUUUCACUUCGUUAUUCCCGCUGAUUUUCGUCAACAGGUCAUGUGUAGGUACGUGAAUCAAUGAACAAAUACGAUUUGAGCUUGAGAAAAUAAUAGAAGUAUACAAUACAUUUUCUGUUGGAUUAUUGAAAUUGGAUAAGAAUGGAACCAAUCACUAACAUCGAGAUCAUCGCCCAUAAAGAGACCCGGAAACCUUUACAAAUAUUGCAACCAGCAGCAACUGACAAGAAAAUAUUAGUUGGCGGUGAUAAAGUUUUUAGAUCAACUAAACAGAAACAAUUAAAAGAAAAGACAAAAGGAAAUAUGGCGAAAACAAAAAAAGAUGCUAAAAGCAAAAAAGUAACAACUGAGAACAAAGCUAUCCAGACUGUAAGAGAGGAAGAGUUAAUGAUUGAAUCUGAGGAUUUAACAUCCAUAGCCAAUCCUAGUGAAAACUAUUGGCAACUUUUGGCUGAAAGACGAAGAGUGGCCCUUGCAGAUACUUUAGGAGAAAAUAAAACAUUAAGACAAUGCAUUGAAAAAUUAAAAGAAGAAAAUCGUGAAUAUAAAGAGAUGUUAGAUGAGACAAAAACAUUAAUUGAAGUACUACAGGAGGAGAUUGAAACUAAAGAUGAUAUAAAUAACUUAUUAAAUGACGAUACUCUUUAAGUUAACUCUUUGGAUUUCCUAAUUAAAAGUCAUAACAAGAGAGAGAGAGAAAGAGAAA
Camponotus floridanus (Florida carpenter ant) is the source of this 717-nucleotide messenger RNA. It is a transcript of the gene geminin, whose product is annotated as geminin. Gene Ontology annotation, biological process: negative regulation of DNA replication; negative regulation of cell cycle. NCBI's taxonomy places the organism in Eukaryota, Metazoa, Arthropoda, Insecta, Hymenoptera, Formicidae. The coding region runs from base 153 to 659 and encodes 168 amino acids. Gene Ontology annotation, cellular component: nucleus. The record is from RefSeq and is a predicted model, not a curated record. The transcript has 6 exons.